Messenger RNA from Chondrus crispus (carragheen), 1245 nucleotides. RefSeq lists its product as hypothetical. The transcript has 5 exons. The coding region runs from base 1 to 1245 and encodes 414 amino acids. Gene Ontology annotation, biological process: DNA integration. Gene Ontology annotation, molecular function: nucleic acid binding. NCBI's taxonomy places the organism in Eukaryota, Rhodophyta, Florideophyceae, Gigartinales, Gigartinaceae. The record is from RefSeq and is a predicted model, not a curated record.
AUGUGCAAUCUGACAUCAGUCUCGCAAGCGAGAAGAGCCGGCCUUGAAGUAGAAUUCGAUUCAGACAAAGUUGGUCGUGGUUCACGUGAGAAUGGAAAAGCAAAACGCAAUAACCGUCCACUUUCUUCUGAAGAAUCCAAGCUAUCAACACGACCUCUAGACUUGGUACAUGCAGAUCUAGCCCGUCCGAUGAGGUAUCCGUCUAUGGGUGGUAACUACUACUUCAUACCCUUUUACGAUGACUCUAGUGCCCUUGCUCUUGUACAAUUUACUAAGAAAAACAAGGUUAAAUGCCUUCAUGUCAAACGACUGCGAUAUGAUGACGACUCGGUCUUUCUUUCCAAGAACUUCCAGAGUUGCAACUCUAUGUAUUAUUCCAGUCUGUUGCAGCCAUGGCUGCAACAGACGGGAAUAAUACAUGAAUUGACAGCCGCUCACUCUCCCGAAUCUAAUGGGAAAGCAGAAAGACUAAAUGGAACAUUGAUGGAUAUGGCUCGUGCUAUGAUGAUGGAUAUCGAAUUUGUUCCGAAUCAAGAAAGAUUUUGGGCAGAAGCCGUUAAUACCUCCAACUACGUGAGAUAUAGGAUGUUUACAAGUGCAGCCAUUGAUCUCAAUAAGACACCUUUCGAGACCAUCAUGGGGAAGCGCCCUUGCUUGAAGCAUGUCCGAACAUUUGGGUCAAAAGCAUUUGUUCACAUUUCCAAACAGAAGAGAGCAAUAAAAUUCAAGGCAAGAGCCGAAACAGGUCUUCUAUUUGGCCUUGUACGCGGCAACAGUUACCGUGCGUUCCUACAGAACGAGGGACGAAAGAUUGUUUCGAGGGAUGUGACAUUCGAAGAGCGAAGCAUCGAGUUAACUACUCGUCAACCAGAUAAUGUCAGCAACAGUGAUACUGACAGGGACUCUUCUAAAAAAGAUACAUUGAAUCUAACACUCACUAUCCACAAUUACGACGCUCUGGUCGCCAAAAAACAACCUGAGCGGUAUGCUGGUCCAGUCGCUCUACAGUCUACAUUUGGUAAUGAUGACGAUGGCGCUCCAUUCACUUAUGAGAAAUCCAUCGCUAGUACAGAGAAAUCUAAAUGGAAAGAAGCGACGCAAGAAGAAAUCAAUGACAUCAACAGUAAGAAGUCGUGCAACUUGAUUGGCCACCCAGAAGGCGUGAAACCUAUCCUAAAUGGGUCUUCCGCAAAAAGGAAGAUGACUUGGAGUUACUGCAACUUGAUGUUAAACCAGCAUUCCUAA